AUGACUGCAUCAACACUGCUGUUGGAAGGGGUGGAUGAAGAAUUUGGGCUAGCUGAAUGGAAAACAAAAGUUUCCACAAAACAGCUCUGGCAUGAGCAACUGGGACACCCAGGUCAAGAUAAGUCCAGGGCAAUCAUCAACAAAUUGAGAGGUGAACCUGUAGAAGCAUUGGACCCAAACACAGCUCUGACAUGUGAGCCAUGUAUACAAUCCAAGAGUAUGGUCGCCAGGAUGGGGCAAGGUAGCGGCGAAAGAGCUGCAGGGCCCCUGGAUCUCGUCCAUAUCGAUCUAAUCAUUGAUUCAUCCCAUGUGACAGAGUACACAUGCAUAUUAGUACUGGUCGAUGACUAUAGCAAAACAUUGAAAGCAAUUCGGUCUGAUCAAGGGACCGAAUGGAGGAGCAACAAGGCACUGGAAUGGACACUUGGGAAAGGGAUAGAAUGGCAGACCACCGUGGGAUACAAUAGCAGACAAAAUGGACAAGUGGAACAAAUGAACAGGAGUUUAGGUGAAAAGAUGCGGACAUUACUGAUACAGAGAAACCUACCAAAGGUCUUUUGGCCAUAUGCAAUCUGGGCAGCGGCUUUCAAGGUGAACCUAACUCCUAAUGUUGAUGGAGAAUUCCCUUACCAGCUAAUGUUCAGAAAGUUGCCAGAAUGUUUCAUACAUCUCAUGCAUGUAUUUGGAUGUUUGGCUUGGGUAAAUGUCCCAAAAGCCAAGAGACACAACAAGAAAUUGGAUCAGAGAGCAGUCCCAGCCAUAUUCAUAGGAUACAGCUUGGAGAGAAAGGGAUGGCUGUUCUACAGCCCUGGUUACAGCCCAAACAUCUUCUGGAGCAACUCAGCCAAGUUCAUGGAAACUCAAUGUUGGUCAGACCAAACAGAAUGGAAGCCAGUGAACAUUCAACCACCUCCAAUUCUGAACAAUGAGGAGGACCUAGCUAACUUGGGGUACAUGGAGGAGGACCUCUUUAACAAGGAUGAUCAAGAUCCCUUGAGUGAAUACAUGAGCAUGGAGACAAUCUUGGGGGAAGGGGAGCACAAGGAGCCGAGAUAUGAAGCACAAAAUUCUUUUGGGCUAGUAAUGACAGGGUUUAAGAAGGAGGAAAGGAAUCUCAACCCAACCAUUUGGGAGGCACUGGCUGGAGAGGACAAGAGGUUCUGGGAGGAAGCAAUGUGCAAAGAGCUAAAAGGGCUAGAAGCAAUGAAUACAUGGGAGACCACUGACUUACCAUGUGAUACAAACACAGUCAACACGCAUUGGGUAUUGAAAAUUAAGAUGGACACAAAUCUGAUACCCACAAAGUACAAGGCGAGACUAGUAGCACAAGGGUUCACGCAAAGGAAGGGGAUAGAUUAUAUGGAAAUCUUUGCACCCGUGGCACCCAUUCAGUCAAUCAGGGGAGUACUAGCGAUUGCUGCCAUGCAGGACUGGGAGGUCGACUCAAUCGAUGUCAAGCAGGCUUACUUGAACUCCAGCCUACACCAUGAUGUCUACCUCAAGCCACCCAUCGGAAUGAAAGUGCUGCCAGGGAAGGUACUAAAGCUCAUGAAAGGGCUCUACAGUCUGAAACAAUCAGGCUGCGAGUGGAACAUAGAGUUAGACACACAAUUGCGAAAGAUCGGCUUUCACUGCAUGUCGAGCACCCCAUGCCUGUACUCGAGAGGGACAGACGAUUGA
Ustilago hordei is the source of this 1680-nucleotide messenger RNA. RefSeq lists its product as uncharacterized. Bases 1 to 1680 code for a protein of 559 amino acids. Gene Ontology annotation, molecular function: nucleic acid binding. Gene Ontology annotation, biological process: DNA integration. NCBI's taxonomy places the organism in Eukaryota, Fungi, Basidiomycota, Ustilaginomycetes, Ustilaginales, Ustilaginaceae. The transcript has 2 exons. The record is from RefSeq and is a predicted model, not a curated record.